GGCAGGAGCAGAAAACACUUGAUGAAUGUGGCAGUACCUGCUUUUACAUCUCUCUAUCUGACAGCUGAAGAAACAGCAGUCUGAACCAGUCCAGAACAUAAGUAUGAAGUUUAGCACAGCUUUCAGUGUUGCUGGAGUUAUACUUCUCAGCAUAGCAGGUUCUCUCUGCCAGUUAGAUGUGUGUGGUCGAGCCCCUCUCAAUGUCAGGAUUGUUGGAGGGGAGGAUGCGACGGCAGGAGAAUGGCCGUGGCAAGUCAGGAUUCGUGCCCGUAGCGCUUUGUGUGGUGGGACUCUGAUCAAUAAAGACUGGGUUUUAUCUGCAGCUCACUGCUUCAAAAAUUCUAGUAAUGUCAGUGAUCCUUACACUGUGAUGUACUUUGGGCGUCUGAAACAAUCCGGCUCAAACCCUCAUGAGAUAAUCAGGACAGCAAGACGAAUCAUCAGACAUAGUAACUAUAACGCCUCUACUUUUGACAACGACAUAGCACUGGUUCAGCUCAACUCUUCUGUGAAUUUCUCUGAUUACAUUAAGCCGGUCUGUCUGGCGGCGGCUGGUAGUGUAUUUUCUGCAGGUACAGAGAGUUGGGUCACUGGAUGGGGGUUGCUACAAUAUAAUGGCACACUUCCUGAUACACUGCAGGAGGUGACGAUACCCAUUGUGAGCAACAGUGACUGUGAUAAUGCUUAUAGAGGGUUUAACAUCAGCAUCACAAGCAAUAUGAUUUGUGCUGGUUUGUUAAAUCAGGGAGGAAAAGGUUCAUGUCAGGGAGACUCUGGAGGUCCAUUGGUCAGUAAGAAAGACUCUCUGUGGAUUCAGUCCGGCAUUGUGAGUUUUGGUGCAGGAUGUGCUCACCCCAGAUAUCCUGGCGUGUUAGCCAGAGUCUCUCAGUACCAGGACUGGAUCAAGUCUUACAUGAGCAGCAACCCACCUGGAUUUGUUGAAUUCAAAACUGAAAAGCCUACAUCCAACUCCAACUUCAGAAGUGCACCCAACCUCCUCUUAUUUUCCCUUUCUCUCACAUUCUCCAUCAUUCCUUUCACCUUCUCCCUCUUUCUCUCUUCCUAAAGAUUGUUUGAACAGAAACUCUCAGGGUUUCUUUGAUGAAGUGGACAGUUGUGCUGUACAUGUUAUUAAUAUUGUCAUUAUACAUUACAUGUAAAUUAUAUUGUGAUUCAUGAAAUGAUCUCUUAUUGACAUUAUACGAGCAUACACUAAUGAAGUUCCUGCUUCUAUACCCUGAAAUUCAGCAUGUUUUCAUAAGUAGUAGAUAUUGACCAAUAUUAUUAUUAUUAUAACAAUACCAUUUCUUUUUUUGUUUAUAUGUAAUAACCAGCUUAACUGAUUUAGGGUCUUGUAAGAAAAAAUGAUGAGGACGUUGAAGAUCUCGAUGAAGAUGUUCAUUGCAGCGUAGCAGUGACAAAGUACAAGUAGUACCUUGGGUUCAUCGGAGUCGGAAUGAACCCAGAACAUCCAAAUAUCAAACCUUUUAUCCUGUUACAGUUUACCACCCUUCAUGUAAAUGUAAUUUCUCAUGUUUUACCAGCUGUGGUCUGUAUGUUAAUGAAGUUGUGACACCUCAUUGUCUGAGAUGGUUCUCUGUGUCCCACACCCAUUCCCAUUCUACAAUUGAUGACCAUUUGAUCAGGAUGUGAUCAACCCAAAUGGGACAUACACAAUAUACCAGCUGACUUUCUUCUUCUCUAUGAUGAAUAAUCCAUUUUGGGAAUGAGCUCAUUCUAAAAUAUACCUUGGAGUGGAAUCUGGGUAGAGGCAGACUACAAUUUCUUACAGUCUGGAGCUCUGCAUUGGAUCCCACUUGUUGAAAAUGUAAUAUUCACACUGUCUAAGCAGAAUAAACACAAAAGAAU
Molecule: messenger RNA, 1869 nt
Organism: Megalobrama amblycephala (Wuchang bream)
Lineage: Eukaryota; Metazoa; Chordata; Actinopteri; Cypriniformes; Xenocyprididae
Product: mast cell tryptase-like
Exons: 6
Coding region: 104-1066 (320 amino acids)
Biological process (GO): proteolysis
Molecular function (GO): serine-type endopeptidase activity
Source: RefSeq, a predicted model, not a curated record